UGUGUUGGCUGGAGCUGGAGUAACAAGAUGGCGGCGUCGGCGGAGUGACAGGGGUCCCUCCGGGCCGGAGUCGGCGGCAGUGGUGGCAGCGAUAUCGCCACCCUAGUUCACCGCGCCUUUUUUCCAACCCGCAACGUCGCUGUGAAGGCGAGGAAGCAGCAGCCGUCCGGAAACAGGUGGCCCAGCCUAGUAACCGCGAGAACACCUCACAAACUACGGCCUGGCAAAAAGAAACCCUACUGAGCGGCUGUGAUCAGGUUCUCCUUGACUGAUUCUGGGCCCUAUAGCGCCGAGAAAGCCUCCGUCUUCCGUUUCCUGCCGCCCCUCUCCGCGGCCUUGCCCGGGGGACGAGCCCCAGAGCCACAGAGGCCUCCGUCGUUCUCUCAGAGGUGUCGGGGCUUGGCCCCAGCCUCCAUUUUCGUCUCUCAGAAUGGCGAGCAGCAGCGGCUCCAAGGCCGAAUUCAUUGUCGGGGGGAAAUAUAAACUGGUACGGAAGAUCGGGUCUGGCUCCUUCGGGGACAUUUACCUGGCGAUCAACAUCACCAACGGCGAGGAAGUGGCAGUGAAGCUAGAAUCUCAGAAGGCCAGGCAUCCCCAGUUGCUGUACGAGAGCAAACUCUAUAAGAUUCUUCAAGGUGGGGUUGGCAUCCCCCACAUACGGUGGUAUGGUCAGGAAAAAGACUAUAAUGUACUAGUCAUGGAUCUUCUGGGACCCAGCCUUGAAGACCUCUUCAAUUUCUGUUCAAGAAGAUUCACAAUGAAAACUGUACUUAUGUUAGCUGACCAGAUGAUCAGUAGAAUUGAAUAUGUGCAUACAAAGAAUUUUAUACACAGAGACAUUAAACCAGAUAACUUCCUAAUGGGUAUUGGGCGUCACUGUAAUAAGUUAUUCCUUAUUGAUUUUGGUUUGGCCAAAAAGUACAGAGACAACAGGACAAGACAACACAUACCAUACAGAGAAGAUAAAAACCUCACUGGCACCGCUCGAUAUGCUAGCAUCAAUGCACAUCUUGGUAUUGAGCAGAGUCGCCAAGAUGACAUGGAAUCAUUAGGAUAUGUUUUGACGUAUUUUAAUAGAACCAGCCUGCCAUGGCAAGGACUAAAGGCUGCAACAAAGAAGCAAAAAUAUGAAAAGAUUAGUGAAAAAAAGAUGUCCACUCCUGUUGAAGUUUUAUGUAAGGGGUUUCCUGCAGAAUUUGCCAUGUACUUAAACUAUUGUCGUGGGCUGCGCUUUGAAGAAGCCCCAGAUUACAUGUAUCUGAGGCAGCUAUUCCGCAUUCUUUUCAGGACCCUGAACCACCAAUAUGAUUACACAUUUGAUUGGACAAUGUUAAAGCAGAAAGCAGCACAGCAGGCAGCCUCUUCCAGUGGGCAGGGUCAGCAGGCCCAAACCCCCACAGGUUUCUAAGCAUGAAUUGAGGAACAGAAGAAGCAGAGCAGAUGACUGGAGCAGCAUUUGUUUCUCCCCAAAUCUAGAAAUUUUAGUUCAUAUGUACACUAGCCAGUGGUUGUGGACAACCAUUUACUCUUGGUGUAAAGAACUUAAUUUCAGUAUAAACUGACUCUGGGCAGCGUUGGUGAUGCUGUAUCCUGAGUUGUAGCCACUGUAAUUGUGAAUAUUAACUGAGAUAGUGAAACAUGGUGUCCGGUUUUCUAUUGCAUUUUUUCAAGUGGAAAAGUUAACUAAAUGGUUGACACACACAAAUUGGUGGAGAAAUUGUGCAUAUGCCAAUUUUUUGUUAAAACUUUUUAUUUUGAACUAUACUGCUUUGAGAUCUCAUUUCAGGAGAACGGCAUGAACAGUCUUCAGCCACAGUUGUGAUGGUUUUGUAAAUGCUCACAAUUGUGCAUUCUUAGGGUUUUUCCAUCCCUGGGGUUUGCAAGUUGUUCACUUAAAACAUUCUUAAAGUGGUUGGCUUCUUGUUUGCAAGCCAGCUGAUAUGGUAGCAACCAAAGAUUCCAGUGUUUGAGCAUAUGAAAGACUGCCUGCUUACCUGUGCUAGAAAUAACAGCAUUUAAAGUGAAGACUUAAGAAAAACUUAGUGACUACUAGAUUAUCCUUAGGACUCUGCAUUAACUCUAUAAUGUUCUUGGUAUUAAAAACAUAUGUGUCACAGAAAUUUAGUUAACAUCUUACAACUGAACAUGUAUGUAUGUUGCUUAGAUAAAUGUAAUCACUGUACAACA
Nycticebus coucang (slow loris) is the source of this 2187-nucleotide messenger RNA. RefSeq names its product casein kinase I-like. The transcript has a single exon. The record is from RefSeq and is a predicted model, not a curated record. Gene Ontology annotation, biological process: peptidyl-serine phosphorylation; signal transduction; negative regulation of canonical Wnt signaling pathway. Gene Ontology annotation, molecular function: ATP binding; protein serine/threonine kinase activity. Gene Ontology annotation, cellular component: cytoplasm; nucleus. The coding region runs from base 431 to 1408 and encodes 325 amino acids. Lineage: Eukaryota; Metazoa; Chordata; Mammalia; Primates; Lorisidae.